Messenger RNA from Heterobasidion irregulare TC 32-1, 585 nucleotides. RefSeq lists its product as uncharacterized. The transcript has a single exon. Bases 1 to 585 code for a protein of 194 amino acids. The record is from RefSeq and is a predicted model, not a curated record. Lineage: Eukaryota; Fungi; Basidiomycota; Agaricomycetes; Russulales; Bondarzewiaceae.
AUGUCUCUGAUAAAUUCCACCGUCGAGUCGAAUGGGAUGCAUACGAGUACACGAUGCCUGAGACGGUCUGAGAUCAGGAUGCGAUCGUUGAUCGGAUGGUUCAGAAACAUGUUUUUCACGCUUAUUGACACAGUACUGAUCAGCACCAGCUAUUCGAUAGCCUACACUCGAAUAAUCGAGGUCGAAUGCAAAGACGACGAUCUACGUGCCAACAGCCUGGCGGACCCUUUGUGUGACGUCAGGAAACGAAAACUCUUAAAAGCCCGACGCGGCCCGGACUACAUCUGGCCUUCCUCGCCAGCGCACAACUUGUCCAACGACCUUCAGCGACUAUUCUCUCGAGUAGGGCACGAAAACUACGAUCUUGCAGCUCUCGUUCUGGUAUCUUCUGGUAUCCACCUGUCUCUCGAGUCAAUCUCCGCCAUGAACCCGAUCAGGAAACCUGGAUCCCUGAUUUGGCCGACAGAAGUUCCCAUUUUGGUUGACGACACUUACUUCAAGAUGUAUGAUAUGUUCAGGACUUUGGUGGCCGUGAAGCUUGAAGCGUUAAUUUCAACAAGACCUAGAUCGGUGAGGAUCGCAUGA